Nycticebus coucang (slow loris) is the source of this 664-nucleotide messenger RNA. It is a transcript of the gene HSPE1, whose product is annotated as heat shock protein family E (Hsp10) member 1. NCBI's taxonomy places the organism in Eukaryota, Metazoa, Chordata, Mammalia, Primates, Lorisidae. The coding region runs from base 161 to 469 and encodes 102 amino acids. The record is from RefSeq and is a predicted model, not a curated record. Gene Ontology annotation, cellular component: mitochondrial matrix. The transcript has 4 exons. Gene Ontology annotation, molecular function: ATP binding; protein-folding chaperone binding; protein folding chaperone.
AAUCGCGGCGCGCGAUAGGGCAGCCACCCUUUCGCGCGGGGGCGGAGGGAGCGCGCCUGCGCACUGCCUGGCCUUUUCACGUGUCCCGAGGGCCGGACUUGCGGGUCUCUCAUUGCGGCGGCGCGGCGAGAGUAGAGUGGUGGCUACGGAGGUGGGAGCCAUGGCAGGACAAGCAUUUAGAAAGUUUCUUCCACUCUUCGACCGAGUAUUGGUUGAAAGGUGUGCAGCCGAAACUGUAACCAAAGGAGGCAUUAUGCUUCCAGAAAAAUCUCAAGGAAAAGUAUUGCAAGCAACAGUAGUGGCUGUUGGGUCAGGCUCUAAAGGAAAGGGUGGAGAGAUUCAACCAGUUAGUGUGAAAGUUGGAGAUAAAGUUCUUCUCCCAGAAUAUGGAGGCACUAAAGUAGUUCUAGAUGACAAGGAUUAUUUUUUAUUUAGAGAUGGUGACAUUCUUGGAAAGUAUGUAGACUGAAAUAAAUCACUACUGAAAUGGCAUUGACGUGAAGCUGCCCAUUCCACUAAAGUUCUGAAAUCUUGCAUCAUGUAAAUAAUUUCCAUGUCUCUCUUUUAUAAUAAAUUGAUCAUAUCUAAACUGCUGUCAUCCCAUGUCUAACAUUUAGUUUCACUGUAUUGAUAUAUACAUUUCCAAAUAAAAAUAUGUAAAUGA